CCUUCCCACUCUUAGUAUCUUUCCACUGCACCCUGCACGGGACAAGAACUAGGUGGCGGGCGGAAAUGCAGCGGCCGGGAGGGGCAAAAUUUUAGCAAAAUGAGAGGGAAAGAAAAUGGGACUGAUUGAUGAGCGCUUUUGUUUGAGGGGCGCUUGGUCGCAGACUGGCAGAAGCACUCGCGGGGGUCCCGAGGCUUGACGCGUCCCCGUGGGGGAUGCCCCCCCAAGAUGCUGCAGACCAGCAACUACAGCCUGGUGCUGUCCCUGCAGCUGGUGCUGCUGCUCUACGACCUGCUGGUGAACGCCUUCUCGGAGCUGCUGCGCGCCACCCCCGUGAUGCAGCUGGUGCUCUUCAUCAUCCAAGACAUCUGUAUCCUCUUCAACAUCAUCAUCAUCUUCCUCAUGUUCUUCAACACCUUCGUGUUCCAGGCUGGGUUGAUUAGCCUCCUCUUCCGAAAGUUCAAAGGGACCAUCAUCCUAACGGCCAUCUACCUGGCGCUCAGCAUUCCCCUCCACGUCUGGGUCCUGAACCUGCGCUGGAAAAGCUCCAAGCCGUUUAUCUGGACGGAUGGCCUUCAGACCCUGUUUGUGUUCCAAAGGCUGGCUGCCGUUCUGUAUUGCUACUUCUACAAGAGGACAGCCAUUCACCUGGGGGAUCCUCGGUUCUACCAGGAUUCUCUGUGGCUGCGCAAGGAGUUCACCCAAGUCCGAAACUGACCCGGCAGCCGGGAGCCGCACCUGCCCCACCGCGAGGAUCCUGGGGGGGCUCUGAGUUCAGAGGCGAGCUCACUCUCCCCAGCCCCCCCAGUCCCUCUUCCCCACAGCUUCCUUUCUGCAAUGACAGCUUUUAUUAAAGCAAUUUUAUGGAGCGCUGGGGCAACAUCUGCCCUCCCCGGUGGGGCCCGGGGUUCAAGAGUAACGCUGGCACUCCGGCGCCAGCUCCCCCAGACACUUGGCACUUGGCGCUUUUCUGCCCCAGAAUCCUUUUGUACGGUUUUUUAAAAGUAGGAAAUAAAUGUAUCCUUUUGCUGUAAA
Antechinus flavipes (yellow-footed antechinus) is the source of this 1035-nucleotide messenger RNA. RefSeq names its product transmembrane protein 138 (gene TMEM138). The record is from RefSeq and is a predicted model, not a curated record. Gene Ontology annotation, cellular component: cilium. NCBI's taxonomy places the organism in Eukaryota, Metazoa, Chordata, Mammalia, Dasyuromorphia, Dasyuridae. The coding region runs from base 229 to 717 and encodes 162 amino acids. The transcript is spliced from 5 exons.